This is a messenger RNA of Oldenlandia corymbosa var. corymbosa, 513 nucleotides long. The record is from the annotation of a GenBank genome assembly. Lineage: Eukaryota; Viridiplantae; Streptophyta; Magnoliopsida; Gentianales; Rubiaceae.
AUGAAGCUCCCCAAGCAAGUAGGAUAUCUGGAGAUGAAAUACGUACAGAAUCGGUGGAUUGACAAAAGCAAUCCUAAAAGGAAAAGAGAAGUGUCACAACGACCAGAAAAGGAAUCUAGGAAAUGUACUAAAGCACAAAGUGCAAACACAACAGAUAAAAGCAAGAAAAAUGUCAACCCAAAAGAGACAUCGAAGCACCGUAAAGAACAAGAAUUACCUGCAUCUGAUAAAGGUUCGAAGAAAGGAUCAAAAGAAAAAAGAGGACCGAAAGGUACCCCAAAAGCCAAAACAGCACAGAAGGGCCAGCCUAAAAAGAGGAAAAGCAGGCAAGAUGAAGACAACCCGUUCCUAAAUAGAGUUUCACCCCAUGUUGUAUGCGAUUUUGUUGCUAAACUGGAUAACAUACAAAAAAACGCUGUCAGAGAAAUCGGGUUUGGGCACCUUCUGGAUAUCAAAUUUGAGAGGUUUGACGACCCAGAUUUGUGCAAAUACCUUCUGGACAACUACGAGUGA